GAGCGGCCCAUUCGCAGGAGCAAGCUUGAAGUGAACGGUUGGCAAUUCGCGGAGCUGAAAGUCAGGAGCAGGAAAAACGGACUCAGACGGGGCGGAAAAAGUGAAAACGAAAGCGGAAGAGGGCUGACACUUAAAGUCAGGUGUUUGAGUUUAGCUAGAAGCUUUAAGAGGGAGUAAGCAGCUCGACUUUCCUGAAAACGGCCCGAAAUCAGAGCAAGCCCUGACACAGUUGCAGCUGACCCCUGACCCGGAGUCUGAAAAAUCGAUUAUCCGCGUGGUGUGUGUGCACAACAACCCGUGAGUGCGAGUGCAGUUUUCAGCGCCUUCAAGAGAGCAGCCACCCCCGAAGGCACCCACCUGCGAAGGUCAGCAGAAAGCCCCCGUGGACAGCUCCAGCCGCCCCUGAUUGCCAUUCCGGAGCGGACAGUUGCCCAAAGCCACAACAACGGAGCCGCUAACCCACAACCGCCGCCGCCGCGAGGAAGGAACGAGGGUUCGAGGCGGAACGCAAACGCCGCCGAACAAAAGGAAGACCACGCCGCACCGGUAGAAUGGCCUACCUAAUCAACAUCCUCAAGUUCAAUGUGAAGUACUUAAAAAAUCAAUAACUGGACACCAGCUCACCAGCACACCAGCGAUCCAGCCUAACAGCGUAGCAGCACCAGCCAGUUAGCCAUCCCAAAAAGGAGCAGCCGCAUUCCGGAAAAGAGGGGAACCCCCUGUCGCGUCUGGCCAGCUAGCUCUCUCUCUUUCUCUCGCUCGCCCCGUCUCGCUUGCUCCUCUCUUGGUACUCAGCUCUCGGUCUCGGUUUUUGGCUCUGGGUUCUGGUCUUGUCGCCCCCGCUCCGCUGCAGAACUAGGCUUCUGCGCCACCUGGGACACUUGGACAAUGGAAAUGGAGAAGUCUGGGAAAUUUUCAGAUUACCUCUUCGCCAAAAUGGGUCCCCCCACCUCCACCGAGCUGCCCCCGAAGACCACGGAGCGCAGCGACGCCCCCGUCGAGCUGACCGGCUACCGCAGGUGGCUGUCGGACAACCUCAUGCUGCUGGUCACCCUCUCAGGGGUCCUCCUGGGGGUAGUACUAGGACUCUCGUUGCGGCCUCUGAACUUGCACGGGGACUCCAUCAUGCUGAUCUCGUAUCCUGGCGAACUCUUCAUGCGCGUGCUCAAGCUGAUGAUCUUGCCCCUGGUUAUAUCCAGCCUGAUUGCCGGAUCGGCCAGUCUUAAUGCCAAGAUGAACGGAAAGAUAGCGCUGCGCACAUUGGUCUACUUCGCCAGCACCUCGUUCUUCAACGCUGCACUGGGAAUCGCUCUCGUCCUGCUCAUCCAUCCUGGAAAUCCGGAUCUGCACAACACGGAUGAUCGGUCGACGGACAGGCGGGCGGUCAACCUACUGGACAGUCUUUUGGAUUUGGGAAGAAACGUGUUCCCGGACAACCUGUUCCAGGCCUCCAUUCAGCAGGCGCACACCGUCUACCUGCCCAAGCCGAGCAUCCUGCACGCCUUCAACGAGACGAUGAACGACACCCUGGUGACGGGCGUGGAGGCCCAGCGGCUGCCGGAGGACAUGGCGGAGGAGGUGGUGCUGGUGCGGGACAUCCAGUACCGCAGCGGAACCAACACCCUGGGCAUCGUGUUCUUCUGCCUGGUGUUCGGCACUUUCCUGGGAACCAUCGGCCAGAAGGGCCAGGUGGUGGUCGACUUCUUUGCCGCCGUUUUCGAGGUGAUCAUGAAGAUGGUCACCUGCGUGAUGUGGCUGACGCCCGUGGGCAUCAGCUCUGUGAUCGCCGGGAAGAUCCUGAGCGUGGGCGACCUGGGCCUGGUGAUGUCCCAGCUCAUGUGGUUCAUCGUCACGGUGGCCGUCGGCGUCUUCAUCUACCAGUUCGUGGUGAUGCAGGCCAUCUAUUUCGUCGUCGUGCGCCGCAAUCCGUUCAAGUUCUACGCCGGACUCAUCCAGGCCAUGCUAACCGCCUUCGCCACGGCCUCAACCGCCGCCGCCCUGCCCAUUACAUUCCGCUGCAUGAACGAGAAGCUCAAGGUGGAUCCGCGGAUCACGCGAUUCGUCCUGCCAAUCGGAUGCAACAUCAACAUGGACGGGACGGCUCUCUACAUCGCGGUGGCCUCGAUCUUCAUUGCCCAGAUGAGCGGCAUGGUGCUGGGAUUCGGGGAGCUGCUCACGGUGCUCCUGACCUCCACGGCUGCCUCGAUGAGCUCGGCCAGUGUGCCGAGUGCUGCGCUGGUGCUCCUCCUCGUCGUGCUCACGGCCAUCGAUGCUCCUGUCCAGGAUGUGACGCUGCUCUUCGCCGUGGACUGGUUUGUGGAUCGGAUUCGGACUACGAACAACAUGCUGGGCGACUGCUAUACUGCCGCCGUAGUGGAGGAACUAUCUCGCAAGGAGCUGAUGGCCUUGGAUGCAGCUUCCGUGAACUACCAGGACAUGCCCGCUGGCACCCCCAAUGGACAUGGUCACCACGAGGGGGGUCUCCUCGAGGGGCAGACGGAGCUGGAGGAAAGCAGCAAGUGCGUCAUGACGAUGACCGACUCGGUGGUGGUGGACAUGAGUGCGGUGAUGAACAACGUGAACCUGCAGCAGGAGCACUGCAACCGCAGGGUCUAGGUGGAGUCCUAGACCACAGAUCCGAUUUUAGUUCGUCAGCAUCAGCUCGUCAGCCCCGGAACCACCACCACCACAGUAACAACUACAAUAACACCUAUGAUAUUCACCACCAAUAGGCCACAGUGUUCCCCCGAGAAAACGAUUUUGAUAUAGCAUCUUUAAACAACAAGCGAUCGGAUAUAUAUCGAGAGACUGUCUGACGAACCCACCCGUAUUGAAUUUACUCCUCUUUUGGACCAGUGUCGAUAGCAAUUAAUUAGCCUGAACACUUAAAGGACUCCGCAUACGUAUAUAUCGAAUAUUCACCUAGUAGGAAGACCGCAUAAGGAACUAUAUUAUGCCACAUGUAGCACACACAUUCUACCUUGAGCCCCGAAGGAACGAAGAGACGCCGAGCGAGGGAUUCCUGUGAUCUGUCCUGGGAACUAUGUGCAUAAUCUAUGGGUAUUAUUUUGUAAGCUCGAUUGUGAUGGGGUCACCACACCGAUUUGUUUGUAACGUUGCUUAUUUCUAUGUCUUAUAUGUGUUGUUUGGGUGUCUUAAGGGAGCGGUCAAUGUUUAUGUUGAUUGGAGACGAAUGCAAAAACGCAGGUUGUACAAGGAGCUGGCCUAGGUUUAGUUAUAGAUUUAGUUGAUCUGUUAAUUUCCCGGAACUCGCCUUGGUUACACGCCCCAGACUAACGAUCAACGACCAAUGGUCACCAAUUAUCAAUUACCCAUUAGCUACCAACUACCAAUUACCGAUACCAAAUAUCACACAUGCAUUCGUAGACUGAUAGCAGACUUAGUAGUGAUAACAAAUAUGUAUCUGCAUAUAUGCAAUACUUACUAACCAAUAUCCGACAUUCGAUUUGUACGCAAACGCAUACGCUGAAUACAAUAAAGUUAUUAUACCACCUA
Molecule: messenger RNA, 3516 nt
Organism: Drosophila biarmipes
Lineage: Eukaryota; Metazoa; Arthropoda; Insecta; Diptera; Drosophilidae
Gene: Eaat2
Product: excitatory amino acid transporter
Exons: 6
Coding region: 889-2616 (575 amino acids)
Biological process (GO): L-glutamate transmembrane transport
Cellular component (GO): plasma membrane
Molecular function (GO): neutral L-amino acid transmembrane transporter activity; glutamate:sodium symporter activity; L-glutamate transmembrane transporter activity
Source: RefSeq, a predicted model, not a curated record